AUUCGAAUCUUCGUUUUCCUGCAGUCGCUUCGGGUGGAAGACAGGCAAGAGGAGAGCCAGAACAAGAAGUCGGACGACCCCCCUGCAUCAGGCGAUGGUAAAAAGGCAGAGCCCCAGCAACCGAGCACGGCCAACAUCAAGCUGGAGAGCGACCAGGACCGGCAGCGUCUUCGACAGCGGAAGAAGAAAGAUGCGGGUGAGGAGAAGGAGGCACGCAACAAGGAGGUGGUCAACGAAGAGGUCAAUGCCACGGACGACAGCUCUGGGGCACCAGUGACGGCAAAUGGCCAGCUCAAGCCGAAGCCCAUGCCAGAAGGGCUAUGGAAGAUUGUGACCUGGACUCACAAGGAGCAGGUCAAAGCGCGGCAGGCGGCUGCCAGCGCGAUGCAGUUCGACCUACUCCUCAUCUUGACCAAGCCAGUCAUUCCGCUGAUCAUGCUUGUGGCCACCGGACAGGCGCUGGCUACCAGACCCACGGUGGUGGUGAGCGGUGCGACAGGGCGGACCGGGCUCCUGGUUUACAAGGACCUGAAGGCCUCGGGGAAGUACGAAGUCCGAGCCUUCGUGCGGAACGCCACGAAAGCCAAAGAUUUGCUGGGCUGCUCAUCUUGCAACGAGUCUGAGGGCAUCUUUGUUGGCGAUGUCUCUGAACCAGAGACGAUGAAAGCCGUGAUGACAGGAGCCGACACCUUGGUCAUCGCGACGUCCUCCGUGCCAGUUUGCAGCGGAAGCCUUCCCUUUCCAAUGAAGAAAUGCCAUUAUCCUAAGGGCGGCGAGCCCAAGAUUGUUGACUGGCUUGGCACGAAGGCACAAGUUGCGGCUUUCGCCUCCGCCGGCGGCAGCGUCGCCGCCAAGCAAGUGCUGUACGUCAGCACCAUGGGAACCACUACCCCUGACAACUUCUUGGACAAGCUGGACAAAGGCUUCGUGUCUUUCUACCACCUCCAAGCAGAAGCCGACAUCAUGGCCUCGGGUGUUCCCUUCACUAUUGUCAAAGCGUGUGGCCUUGGGGACGGCGAGCCCGGCAAGCACAAGCUCCUCGUCGGGCACGACGAUGCCAGCUUCAGCAUGGCCUUGAGCCAUGAGGUCCAUCGCGAGGAUGUCGCGCGUGUGAUGGUUGCAGCGAUCGAGGCCCGCUCCCUGGCCCUGGGCCUCCGCUUCGACCUCUGCUCUGCCGCCACCGGCGCCCCGACCACGGACAUUGAGACAGACGUCCUGCGCGCCGCGCAUCUGCCCUGGAAUCGUCCGACGGCGGACGUGAUGGUUUGGAACGGCAUCCUGUCCUCCAUGUUCAUUGGCCACGCUUUGCGGAAGUGGGUGCCGCAGAUGAGCUACGAGGCCCAGCACCUCUUCUGCGCUCUCUUCGGCGUGCUCCACACCAUGCUGGGCGUGUCGGCCUCCAAGUUGGAGGACUAUGCCAACCGAGAGGGGAGUAAGAUGCUCCAUUUGGCCUGGGCCUGGUCUCUCAAGGAUGUCUUGUCCGUGAUGCACAUGUGCCAACUUGGGGCCGCAGCGCCGCACUCAGAGAGCCCACCCACAGCUGUCACAGCUGGAGGUAGUCUGAUCAACUACCAGGUGUUUUUUCAACUACUGGGUGUUUUCAAGAUAUUCUGCCCUCCGGUUCCCUCACCGGUCAUGGGCAUUUGCUAA
Messenger RNA from Symbiodinium natans, 1650 nucleotides. The record is from the annotation of a GenBank genome assembly. NCBI's taxonomy places the organism in Eukaryota, Dinophyceae, Suessiales, Symbiodiniaceae.